This is a messenger RNA of Pseudogymnoascus destructans, 1379 nucleotides long. RefSeq lists its product as uncharacterized. The coding region runs from base 122 to 1372 and encodes 416 amino acids. The record is from RefSeq and is a predicted model, not a curated record. The transcript is spliced from 2 exons. NCBI's taxonomy places the organism in Eukaryota, Fungi, Ascomycota, Leotiomycetes, Thelebolales, Thelebolaceae.
ACAGUAGGUACAAUUUAUCUUUUCUUGCUUCAUACGUUUCAUUUCCUGCAGUGAGCACAGUUGCUGCAGUUGUAUCUCCAGUCAUUAUCUAUCCUCACCCGCAGACCGUUUCAAGGCCGCCAUGUCCAUCAUGACAGACGCAGUUACCCCAAGAAAGAGGGCGAAAUCCGUCACCUUUGCGACCCCGCCGCCAUCUCGUGAGAACACCGCAUUUCGCUCUCGCACUGCCCUCGUCCUCGGCGCCCUCACACUCAGCGGUGCCUACCUCCACUUCUACCAGAGUGCGAAUAAUGGCCUCUUUGAGUCUCUCGGCGAAUUGGUGCAGGCCGAGACUUUCCCUGUCUCCAAUGGGGAAUUCAAGCGCGUCUUCACGGGCAUCAAGCCGCUCGACACCUACCUCGCCAACUUUACGCCCUUCUUCGGCAUUCUCACCCACAAAGGAGAUGACAGCUCCUAUCUAUUUUGGCUAUGGAUGAUUGGGCAGCUCGGCGUGCAGUGGAUCAUGUUCGUCAUGGAGAGUCUCAGGGAGGGAAAUAAAGGCAGUCUUGCCAGCUACAUUGGCCUCGUCGGCUUCAUCUUCCAAAAUUUCGGCCUCGCAACCGUCAUCCCCGCCUUCCUCCUCAUCACCACCCUCACCUCGACCAUCUCCCGCGCCUCCUCCCCCACUGGGCUCAUGAAUCUCAUCAAAGUCCACGGAAUCGACCUCAACAUCCUACCCUUCUCCUUCUUCCUUGCCUACUUCCUCCCAACAGUCUGCAUGAUGUUGCCUUACCCCGCCAUCAACUCCCACAGCAGCUGGCAAGGCUGGAUCGCCACCUGGCAAUUCUUUCCCCUCUACACCGUUGCCUUCCAGUGGCUCCUCGCCAGCUUCUUCAAAGCCGUCGACCAGGGCAAGGGCCUCAAGCUCAAGUCCGAUGAGGGCAAGAUGAUCGCAUACUUCUGGCACGCACGCCCCUUAUACAUCGGCGCCCUCUUCAUCUGCGCCGUCUUCCACGUCAACGUCCUUGUCGUCUGCCUCCUCCCCGAGUGGCCCAUGGAAAUUUUCCCCAUCGCUGGAACCUAUCGCAGUGUCUCCUUCGCCUCCGUCUUUCUCCCUCCCGUCCCAUUGCCGCCGUUCGAAACCGUGAGCGUGGUGCGCGGGAUCCACAUCUUCCUCAUCUGGGAUAUGCUCGUGUCUAGCGUCGCAGCGCUGGUCUGGGCGGCGCUACAGACGCGGAAUGUGAGCUCCAGGACCUUCAGCGCAAAGUGGGUGUUGAAGAUGAUAGGGUUCACGAUUAUUACCGGGCCGUCGGGGGCGUUCGUCAUGGCGAUGUGGGAGAGGGAUUCAGCGGUUGCGGAGCUGCUUAUUGAGCAGGCCAUGAAGGAUAAAUGAGUGGAGA